Messenger RNA from Chelmon rostratus (copperband butterflyfish), 611 nucleotides. RefSeq names its product hepcidin. The record is from RefSeq and is a predicted model, not a curated record. The coding region runs from base 73 to 330 and encodes 85 amino acids. The transcript has 3 exons. Gene Ontology annotation, cellular component: extracellular region. NCBI's taxonomy places the organism in Eukaryota, Metazoa, Chordata, Actinopteri, Chaetodontiformes, Chaetodontidae. Gene Ontology annotation, biological process: defense response to bacterium; intracellular iron ion homeostasis.
GUCAAAGGAGCUGACAAGAGUCACAGAAAGAGUGAAAGGAUUUCACAAGUCAUCCACACAAAGCCUCCAAAGAUGAAGACCUUCAGUGUUGCAGUUGCAGUGGCCGUCGUGCUCACCUUUGUUUGCCUUCAGGAGAGCUCUGCUGUCCCAGUCACUGAAGAGCAAGAGCUGGAGGAGCCAAUGAGCCUUGAACAUGUGGAGAUGCCAGUGGAAACGUGGAAGAUGCCGUAUAACAACAGACUGAAGCGUCACAGCAGCCCCGCUGGCUGUCGCUUUUGCUGCGGUUGCUGUCCUAACAUGCACGGAUGUGGUGUCUGCUGCAGGUUCUGAGGAUUCUGCACCAGCCUGGAACUUCCACAACAACCACUGAAGAUUAAUUUAUGAAGCUUAUUUUAUCUUCAAGCACUCUGGCAACUUUCUCUUGUAGUUCAUGUGUUUUGUGACUGCAUCAUCCACACUGGGUGCUAAAUAUCUGCAGAAACUACAGAGUAUUAUCACAAUAAACUUCAAUUUCACUAAUAUAUAAUGUGUCAACAUGUUCUUUUCACAUUGUUUUGUCUUAUAACAAUCUGCUCAGUUGUGACAGUUAACUUUUCUUUGAACUGUGUCAA